Molecule: messenger RNA, 1032 nt
Organism: Cucurbita pepo subsp. pepo (vegetable marrow)
Lineage: Eukaryota; Viridiplantae; Streptophyta; Magnoliopsida; Cucurbitales; Cucurbitaceae
Source: RefSeq, a predicted model, not a curated record
CCACCGUACGAUUAACACAAUUAGGGCUGUACUAUGCAUACACUAAUUCCCGCGUUCCACAUGAAUAUUUCCCAUCGCCAUGCAAUGCCAUUGCCAUUGCAGUUGCAGUAGCUUCGUUUCGAAUACACACUCGCAUCUUUUCCACACGCGAUUUCACGCGCCGACACUCCCAAUAAAAUCUGUUCAACUUUAUUCAAUUUACCCCUUUCGCUCCCUCACUCUUUUCUGAGCAAAACAGAAUCUGCACCGUCCACCUGAAAUCCCUUUUAUUUUAUUUUAUUUUUUUUUGUCUCCGAUGAAGAAGCUCUACCGGAGAAGAGGAACGGUCCACCCAUCGCCGCCGAUCAUCUCCGACCAUCUCUCCUUUCUCCCCACUGCCAUCCUCACCCUCGCGGCGGCGCUUUCACCGGAGGAUCGAGAGAUCUUAGCCUACCUCAUCUCCUCCUUCUCCAACGACUUCACCACCGUCAACAACUUCUCCGGCCACCGCGGCAAGGCGGCCCACCAGAAACCCGCCGCCGCAAGGAGCGGUUCCGAUCACCCUCCAGUUUUCUCCUGCAACUGUUUCCGGUGCUACACCAGCUACUGGGUGAGAUGGGAUUCCUCUCCAAAUCGGCAAAUCAUACACGAAAUCAUCGACGCUUAUGAAGAAACAUUGGCUGAGAGCAAAGCCGGCAAGAACAGUAAGAAAGAGAGGAAGAAGAGGAACACCGGGUCCGGAUCCGGGUCGGUUUCCAGUCCGGGUGAUGGGAAGGGGUCCGAAGUCGCCCCGAAGGUAGAAGAGUCGAGGGUGACGGAGAUGGAGGCGGCGGAUGGCGGCGGAGGCGGUGAGAAUGAGGCGGAGAAAGGGUCCGUGAGGUGGAUUGUGAGUUACAUAGGGGAAAAAAUCUGGGGAGGUUGGAAUUAGGUUCUUGUUCUUGUUCCUUUGAUUCUGGUUCUUGUUCUUAGUUGUAUAUAGAAUCUUAUGAGUUUUCAUGUACAAAUUUUUUGUAUUUAUAAAUUAGUUCACAUGAACACUUAAUUUCAACAUAA